Messenger RNA from Gorilla gorilla gorilla (western lowland gorilla), 7177 nucleotides. It is a transcript of the gene USP32, whose product is annotated as ubiquitin specific peptidase 32. The coding region runs from base 352 to 5166 and encodes 1604 amino acids. Gene Ontology annotation, cellular component: Golgi apparatus. Lineage: Eukaryota; Metazoa; Chordata; Mammalia; Primates; Hominidae. Gene Ontology annotation, biological process: protein deubiquitination. Gene Ontology annotation, molecular function: cysteine-type deubiquitinase activity; calcium ion binding. The transcript has 34 exons. The record is from RefSeq and is a predicted model, not a curated record.
UUACCGGGAACAGUGUCUGGCCUCGGGUCCCGUGACCCUCGGCGGAGCUGGCGGGAGGGGGCGGAGGUGGGAAGAGGGCGUGAGGAGGGAAGGAGAGGGAGGAGAGAGAAGGGCGGAGUAGGAGGCAGGGGAAGGGGGCGGGGCGGAAGAGUCACGUGAUCAGGCAUGGAGGCGGUGGCGGCGGCGACCGGGAGGAGCCGCCGGGGCAGAAGCCGCACUUGUUAGUGUGGGGGGAGGUGGGGGCGGGGGACGCCGACACCGUCACCGUCACCCAGGGACGCCGAGGAGAAGGCGGGAGGGGGGUGGGGGCGAGAUCAGGCUCCGACCCCCCGCCGAGGGGAUGAGGGGAGCAUGGGUGCCAAGGAGUCACGGAUCGGAUUCCUCAGCUACGAGGAGGCGCUGAGGAGAGUUACAGAUGUAGAGCUAAAACGACUGAAGGAUGCCUUCAAGAGGACCUGUGGACUCUCAUAUUACAUGGGCCAGCACUGCUUCAUCCGGGAAGUGCUUGGGGAUGGAGUGCCUCCAAAAGUUGCUGAGGUGAUUUACUGUUCUUUUGGUGGAACAUCCAAAGGGCUGCACUUCAAUAAUUUAAUAGUUGGACUUGUCCUCCUUACAAGAGGCAAAGAUGAAGAGAAAGCAAAAUACAUUUUUAGUCUUUUUUCAAGUGAAUCUGGGAACUAUGUUAUACGGGAAGAAAUGGAAAGAAUGCUCCAUGUGGUGGAUGGUAAAGUCCCAGAUACACUCAGGAAGUGUUUCUCAGAGGGUGAAAAGGUAAACUAUGAAAAGUUUAGAAAUUGGCUUUUUCUAAACAAAGAUGCUUUUACUUUCUCUCGAUGGCUUCUAUCUGGAGGUGUGUAUGUUACCCUCACUGACGAUAGUGAUACUCCUACUUUCUACCAAACUCUGGCUGGAGUCACACAUUUGGAGGAAUCAGACAUCAUUGAUCUUGAGAAACGCUAUUGGUUAUUAAAGGCUCAAUCCCGGACUGGACGAUUUGAUUUAGAGACAUUUGGCCCAUUGGUUUCACCACCUAUUCGUCCAUCUCUAAGUGAAGGUUUGUUUAAUGCUUUUGAUGAAAAUCGUGACAAUCACAUAGAUUUUAAGGAGAUAUCCUGUGGGUUAUCAGCCUGUUGCAGGGGACCCCUGGCUGAAAGACAAAAAUUUUGCUUCAAGGUAUUUGAUGUUGACCGUGAUGGAGUUCUCUCCAGGGUUGAACUGAGAGACAUGGUGGUUGCACUUUUAGAAGUCUGGAAGGACAACCGCACUGAUGAUAUUCCUGAAUUACAUAUGGAUCUCUCUGAUAUUGUAGAAGGCAUACUGAAUGCACAUGACACCACAAAGAUGGGUCAUCUUACUCUGGAAGACUAUCAGAUCUGGAGUGUGAAAAAUGUUCUUGCCAAUGAGUUUUUGAAUCUCCUUUUCCAGGUGUGUCACAUAGUUCUGGGCUUAAGACCAGCUACUCCGGAAGAAGAAGGACAAAUUAUUAGAGGAUGGUUAGAACGAGAGAGCAGGUAUGGUCUGCAACCAGGACACAACUGGUUUAUCAUCUCCAUGCAGUGGUGGCAACAGUGGAAAGAAUAUGUCAAAUACGAUGCCAACCCUGUGGUAAUUGAGCCAUCAUCUGUUUUGAAUGGAGGAAAAUACUCAUUUGGAACUGCAGCCCAUCCUAUGGAGCAGGUCGAAGAUAGAAUUGGAAGCAGCCUCAGUUAUGUGAAUACUACAGAAGAGAAAUUUUCAGACAACAUUUCUACUGCAUCUGAAGCCUCAGAAACUGCUGGCAGCGGCUUUCUGUAUUCUGCCACACCAGGGGCAGAUGUUUGCUUUGCUCGACAACAUAACACUUCUGACAAUAACAACCAGUGUUUGCUGGGAGCCAAUGGGAAUAUUUUGUUGCACCUUAACCCUCAGAAACCAGGGGCUAUUGAUAAUCAGCCAUUAGUAACUCAAGAACCAGUAAAGGCUACAUCAUUAACACUAGAAGGAGGACGAUUAAAACGAACUCCACAGCUGAUUCAUGGAAGAGAUUAUGAAAUGGUCCCAGAACCUGUGUGGAGAGCACUUUAUCACUGGUAUGGAGCAAACCUGGCCUUACCUAGACCAGUUAUCAAGAACAGCAAGACAGACAUCCCAGAGCUGGAAUUAUUUCCCCGCUAUCUUCUCUUCCUGAGACAGCAGCCUGCCACUCGGACACAGCAGUCUAACAUCUGGGUGAAUAUGGGAAAUGUACCUUCUCCGAAUGCACCUUUAAAGCGGGUAUUAGCCUAUACAGGCUGUUUUAGUCGAAUGCAGACCAUCAAGGAAAUUCACGAAUAUCUAUCUCAAAGGCUGCGCAUUAAAGAGGAAGAUAUGCGCCUGUGGCUAUACAACAGUGAGAACUACCUUACUCUUCUGGAUGAUGAGGAUCAUAAAUUGGAAUAUUUGAAAAUCCAGGAUGAACAACACCUGGUAAUUGAAGUUCGCAACAAAGAUAUGAGUUGGCCUGAGGAGAUGUCUUUUAUAGCAAAUAGUAGUAAAAUAGAUAGACACAAGGUUCCCACAGAAAAGGGAGCCACAGGUCUAAGCAACCUGGGAAACACAUGCUUCAUGAACUCAAGCAUCCAGUGUGUUAGUAACACACAGCCACUGACACAGUAUUUUAUCUCAGGGAGACAUCUUUAUGAACUCAACAGGACAAAUCCCAUUGGUAUGAAGGGGCAUAUGGCUAAAUGCUAUGGUGAUUUAGUGCAGGAACUUUGGAGUGGAACUCAGAAGAAUGUUGCCCCAUUAAAGCUUCGGUGGACCAUAGCAAAAUAUGCUCCCAGGUUUAAUGGGUUUCAGCAACAGGACUCCCAAGAACUUCUGGCUUUUCUUUUGGAUGGUCUUCAUGAAGAUCUUAAUCGAGUCCAUGAAAAGCCAUAUGUGGAACUGAAGGACAGUGAUGGGCGACCAGACUGGGAAGUAGCUGCAGAGGCCUGGGACAACCAUCUAAGAAGAAAUAGAUCAAUUGUUGUGGAUUUGUUCCAUGGGCAGCUAAGAUCUCAAGUAAAAUGCAAGACAUGUGGGCAUAUAAGUGUCCGAUUUGACCCUUUCAAUUUUUUGUCUUUGCCACUACCGAUGGACAGUUAUAUGCACUUAGAAAUAACAGUGAUUAAGUUAGAUGGUACUACCCCUGUACGGUAUGGACUAAGACUGAAUAUGGAUGAAAAGUACACAGGUUUAAAAAAACAGCUGAGUGAUCUCUGUGGACUUAAUGCAGAACAAAUCCUUCUAGCAGAAGUACAUGGUUCCAACAUAAAGAACUUUCCUCAGGACAACCAAAAAGUACGACUCUCAGUGAGUGGAUUUUUGUGUGCAUUUGAAAUUCCUGUCCCUGCGUCUCCAAUUUCAGCUUCUAGUUCAACACAGACAGAUUUCUCCUCUUCGCCAUCUACAAAUGGAAUGUUCACCCUAACUACCAAUGGGGACCUACCCCGACCAAUAUUCAUCCCCAAUGGAAUGCCAAACACUGUUGUGCCAUGUGGAAAUGAGAAGAACUUCACAAAUGGAAUGGUUAAUGGUCACAUGCCAUCUCUUCCUGACAGCCCCUUUACAGGUUACAUCAUUGCAGUCCACCGAAAAAUGAUGAGGACAGAACUGUAUUUCCUGUCAUCUCAGAAGAAUCGCCCCAGCCUCUUUGGAAUGCCAUUGAUUGUUCCAUGUACUGUGCAUACCCGGAAGAAAGACCUAUAUGAUGCGGUUUGGAUUCAAGUAUCCCGGUUAGCGAGCCCACUCCCACCUCAGGAAGCUAGUAAUCAUGCCCAGGAUUGUGACGACAGUAUGGGCUAUCAAUAUCCAUUCACUCUACGAGUUGUGCAGAAAGAUGGGAACUCCUGUGCUUGGUGCCCAUGGUAUAGAUUUUGCAGAGGCUGUAAAAUUGAUUGUGGAGAAGACAGAGCUUUCAUUGGAAAUGCCUAUAUCGCUGUGGAUUGGGACCCCACAGCCCUUCACCUUCGCUACCAAACAUCCCAGGAAAGGGUUGUAGAUGAGCAUGAGAGUGUGGAGCAGAGUCGGCGAGCGCAAGCCGAGCCCAUCAACCUGGACAGCUGUCUCCGUGCUUUCACCAGUGAGGAAGAGCUAGGGGAAAAUGAGAUGUACUACUGUUCCAAGUGUAAGACCCACUGCUUAGCAACAAAGAAGCUGGAUCUCUGGAGGCUUCCACCCAUCCUGAUUAUUCACCUUAAGCGAUUUCAAUUCGUAAAUGGUCGGUGGAUAAAAUCACAGAAAAUUGUCAAAUUUCCUCGGGAAAGUUUUGAUCCAAGUGCUUUUUUGGUACCAAGAGACCCGGCUCUCUGCCAGCGUAAACCACUCACACCCCAGGGGGAUGAGCUCUCCGAGCCCAGGAUUCUGGCAAGGGAGGUGAAGAAAGUGGAUGCGCAGAGUUCGGCUGGGGAAGAGGAUGUGCUCCUGAGCAAAAGCCCAUCCUCACUCAGCGCUAACAUCAGCAGCAGCCCUAAAGGUUCUCCUUCUUCAUCAAGAAAAAGUGGAACCAGCUGUCCCUCCAGCAAAAACAGCAGCCCUAAUAGCAGCCCACGGACUUUGGGGAGGAGCAAAGGGAGGCUCCGGCUGCCCCAGAUUGGCAGCAAAAAUAAACUGUCAAGUAGUAAAGAGAACUUGGAUGCCAGCAGAGAAAAUGGGGCUGGGCAGAUAUGUGAGCUGGCUGACGCCUUGAGUCGAGGGCAUGUGCUGGGGGGCAGCCAACCAGAGUUGGUCACUCCUCAGGACCACGAGGUAGCUUUGGCCAAUGGAUUCCUUUAUGAGCAUGAAGCAUGUGGCAAUGGCUACAGCAAUGGUCAGCUUGGAAACCACAGUGAAGAAGACAGCACUGAUGACCAAAGAGAAGACACUCGUAUUAAGCCUAUUUAUAAUCUAUAUGCAAUUUCAUGCCAUUCAGGAAUUCUGGGUGGGGGCCAUUACGUCACUUAUGCCAAAAACCCAAACUGCAAGUGGUACUGUUACAAUGACAGCAGCUGUAAGGAACUUCACCCGGAUGAAAUUGACACCGACUCUGCCUACAUUCUUUUCUAUGAGCAGCAGGGGAUAGACUAUGCACAAUUUCUGCCAAAGACUGAUGGCAAAAAGAUGGCAGACACAAGCAGUAUGGAUGAAGACUUUGAGUCUGAUUACAAAAAGUACUGUGUGUUACAGUAAAGCUACCACUCUGGCUGCUAGACAGCUUGGCGGUGAGGGAGCUGACUCCUUGUAGCUGACAUUUGGCAAAAGCGUCACUGAAAGGGAAGCUAAAUGUAGUUAUUUUAUCCUGUGGCCCUGAAGCACAAAAUAAAAAUUCUAAUUAAAAUAGUUAACUUUAAGAGUAGUAAUCAUUUUAUUUUGAAGUCUCAUACAAGCUCUCCGAUAGAGAACUUUCAGGCAGAUCCCACCAUUAGCCUGUAAACAAAAGGUUUGGCACCAGCCACCUGGGACCAAAUAAGAAUUCAAUUGUGCUUGUCCAGAUAUGAACAAAUAUGUAGUGAGUAUAGAGUUUACCAAUAAUCAUAACAAAUAUUAAAGAUUUCCUUGGAGUCAAAGUAAAAAACAAACAAUUAUAAUGUUGUCUAGGGACGACAUGAUAUGCUACCUCCUUUUUCCUGAAGUUUUAUUCCAUUAUAUUGACAAGAUGGAGAAAGCAAGAUCACAAAGGUGUGCAAAUGAUUCUUAAGGCAUGGACGAGGAUUUUUCAAUUUAUUUUUUAAACUGUUUCCAUACCCUUUCUUUGUCUUUCUUGCUUUUUGUUUUUGCCGUUGUAUUUAUGUUUGAGACACAACCAGUCAUUGGUGGCAGGGGCAUAUAGUGGUCAGUCUGAAAGGGAGGCUCUCUUAAGAGCUGUGUGCCUUCCACCCAGAGCCUUGUGGGAGACCCAGUAGAAAGAAACAACAUCCUGGAAAAUCCAGCUACCAUGGCCCUCCCAGUGGAGGCAUCUUACAUUUAGGAUACUUCCAGUAUCCUCAGAAAUGUAUUCUGCACCCCCAGCCCCACCCAUGCUGAGGGAAGGGGAGCAGUUGCCAAUAUUUGCACCAUCUUCACAUGCACCUGUUGCAACAAGAGCUUCUGGGAAGGUAAGUGGCAUUGGAGCUAGAUCACGUUUCACAAUUAGUGGUUGUUCUUUUCCGUGUUUGUCUUGCACUUUAAAAAAGAGAGAACACAUGCAAAUGAACUUGCUUGUGUGUAUUUGAUGGCUCUAAGGGCUAUAAAUUACAAACAAAACACAUCCCAGACAUUAGGAGUUCAUAAGUGUAUUUAAUGAAAUUGGUGGUUUUAGGAAGUCAACUUUAGUUUUGCUUUGUUUGCAUGUCCACUAAUUUUUUUAUUUUGAUAUUUGUCUUUUUUUUAAAUGUUACAGUGGCCAUCGAAAAUUAUGUUUCUUUGCUUCAUUUUUUCUCUAAUCAAGACUGGAACAAAAGUAUAAAUAUUAUUUAUUUCAGGUAGCAUUUUUUUCGUGUAGUUUUUUAAUAUAUACUUGAAGGAAAUGUUUCACCUUAUUUUUGGUCUUUGUUUAUUCAUUUAGACCCUGCAAGUUGAUUCUCAUUAAUUGUCAGAUUCCUCUUCCUCAUAGAUAGUAAUUACAAAUGUAACUAAGUAUUUGUGUUCUGAUAUCUGAGGCCAGUAACUAUUAAUAUCUAGUUCUCAGAGCAUUUGGAAAUGUUAUCUUAAAUGGCUACCUAAAUUGAAAUCCUUUUCAGAAAAAAUAUAAUUGCAAGUAGGUAGGACUGGCCUAAAUUUUCUAAUGUAAUAAAGUCAGACAAAAUGCAUACUUUAUAGUUUCAAGAUUUUCAGUAUAUAAAAUCUGUCCAUUCCCAUUAAAAAGUGGAAGAUUUUAAAUAAUUUCUUUACAGAUGUUUUAUUUAAGCAGGUAGCACAAUCUACUAAUGUUGUUUGAUCUGUGUUUGUUAUACUGGUUGUAAUUAAUUUUUUUAAUUCAUGAACUAGCAGAAAAUUUAUUAAAUUAACUAUUAACUACAUUCACCUUGUAAAUUACUGUAUAAAACUUGUUGACAAUGCACUGACUUUAGAAAGAUGUUAAUGUACAUAAAUAGAGUGUAAAUAAAAUAGUGUUGAUGUACCGAAAUAUGAACUGUAUAAAAAGUAUUGGUAAUUGUAUAUGGGGUGUACCUGUUUAUCUGUAACUAUUAUCCAAACAAAUUAAAUACUGUGGAUGCCUCUA